Messenger RNA from Plasmopara halstedii, 987 nucleotides. Its product is annotated as CCT domain. Gene Ontology annotation, molecular function: protein binding. The transcript has 5 exons. Bases 1 to 987 code for a protein of 328 amino acids. The record is from RefSeq and is a predicted model, not a curated record. Lineage: Eukaryota; Oomycota; Peronosporomycetes; Peronosporales; Peronosporaceae.
AUGCCCCUGACAAAACGUGGGCGUAGUGGUAGUAUAAGUAGUCGACUAUUAAGUGCUUCGGAUCUUGAAGAACGUGGAUAUAUUGACAGGUAUCAAAAAGGGGUGUUAAAGGAUCUUAUUAUUAGUGGUGAUGAAGCGUUGCAAAAAGCACUUGAGAAGUUUGACGCUGGUGAUCCAACAACUUUGGAAGCAAUGUUGGACAGUGGAGCACUUAAUAGAAAGUCGUCGUCAAUUGAUUUAUUAGAUGAUUUGGACUUGGGCUUUUUAAACGUUGGAUCGUUAGGUGAUACUCCAAAGGAUGAGUUUUCAUCAGGUACACGGAAUCAGACGUUAGAUGAAUGGGACGAACUUGGUUUCGACUCUUCAUUUACUGACGUCUCAGCUCGAGAUGUUUUAGAUCAUGAAUUCUAUAGCUCAUCCUUGGGAGCGUCGUUACCCAAUUCAUUACCAUCAAUGGGACUUGGUAUCACGCCACCUGCUGGAUUUAGUUUUGCCGACGACUUCUUAGACAAAAAAACAAAACCUGAGUCUGGAGGAACGCGAGAAACUAGUAAGAAUGACAGUGCGAAACAUUGUACAACUUCAUCCAGUAGCUCAAGUCUUUCAACGUCUCGACCAAUUGGAAUUCCUGGAGCAGCAACAACUGGUACGAGUCGAUCAUUUAAUAGUGACAAGAGUAAUGAUGGUCAGAAACACACGUUUGUUGGUGCUUAUUCUCCUGACUCGCGACGUAAACGGAUUGAAAAGUUUCUUGACAAACGACAAAAGCGCGUGUGGCGGAAAGAAGUCAAGUACGAUGUACGAAAGAAUUUUGCAGACUCACGAUUGCGUAGUGAUGAUGCAGCAAGAAUGAUAUUCCGUUUGGAUCACUUUGUUGGUGACGCAUUGUUAUUAGGAAGGUGGAAACAGGAAAGUUGGUGGAUCGAGAGAGGCAAGAUUGAUCCAUUUACUUUGAUACAGGAAGCGAAGAUACUGAUAACGAUCUGA